Caenorhabditis sp. 36 PRJEB53466 is the source of this 408-nucleotide messenger RNA. Lineage: Eukaryota; Metazoa; Nematoda; Chromadorea; Rhabditida; Rhabditidae. The record is from the annotation of a GenBank genome assembly.
AUGAAAGAGACUGUUGUGAAAGGAGCUCUAAAGUUGAAGAAGGUGUCGUCGGAGGCGCCGAAAAAAGCCAAGAAGAGCAAGCCGACGAUGGAUCUGAAGCAAGUGGAUAUGACGAUCCGAAGGUUUGCAAAGCAUGAUCAGACAGCUAACGGUCUCAGAGAUUCCAGAAACACUUCCGGCACCGGAUCGCAAAAAACCGAAGCCGAGCUUCGGUUUGAAGCCAGAAGACAAGCGAAUAUGGUGAGAAAGAUUUGAAAAACCUUAGAAGCUCUAAUGAAAAGUAUUCAGGCGGAGAAAAUGCUGAAGCGAGCUGCCGUCAGUCAUCGUGAAAAAGUGGAGAAGUUCAACAAGCAAAUGGAAGAAAUGACCGAGUUCAACGAUAUUCCAAAAGUCUCGUGGACUAAAUAA